Molecule: messenger RNA, 4315 nt
Organism: Cuscuta epithymum
Lineage: Eukaryota; Viridiplantae; Streptophyta; Magnoliopsida; Solanales; Convolvulaceae
Source: the annotation of a GenBank genome assembly
UUAGGGAGGUAGAAGAGCUGAAGAGUGCUGGGCAUGACCCCAUGGCAUCAUCAAAGGCUUAUGGCUCAAGGCUCUAAUUAUAUAAUCAUAAGCAUUCUUCCAUUAAUUCUUCCAAAUGUCUACUUGUGAGCUUCAUGUUUUUCUACUUAGAUUAGUUUUAUUUCUUUACUUGCAGCGCAACUCAUCAAUGUUUAUGUUCUAAGGCAAAAAAAGAAUCUCGGAUGUUACUCCGUAUUAUUGGUCUUCAUUCUUUAUAGUUUGCAGCUAGUUCAUUACAAGUUUCAAGUUUGUGCCGCUGAUUAAUACUACAUCGGUCUCAUUUUAUAUGCAGAUAUUUAGAGUCAAAGUUCAACUUAGAAGACCGUGAAAAGUCAAAAUGGGAAGAUCUUUGUGUUACGGAGGUAGUAAGAAAAAUGUGUUACCAUGAAGGAAAACUGUGUUCUUGAAUUAUCCAUGCGCGGAUGCGCCUGCAUAAUUGACCACUAUCAAAGUCAGAUGCGCGUAAAUGCAUGCUUGCUGGUCGUGGUCCAUUAGCAUUCAUAUAUCUAUUGAACAAGAUGGUAAUUCAUGACUGUGAAGCCAUCUUUCCAGAAGAACUUGAUCAAAGAUCUUAAAGAGGAAAGAAGGAGAAGAAGAAAACAAGAAAAAGGAGUUGGCCGGAAAUGUCAAACUCCGAUCACCAGAGCUACCCAUACCACCACAACUCCGACACGGAACCCGUCGGAGCUGAUAGGAAACUGUUCAGCGGUCCACUGAAUCAAAGGGCCGGGAAAAGGAGCGUCCGGCUCAACCUCCCCGGCGAAUCUGGCUCGUCGGAGUCAGGGAUCCCGUCGGCCAAGCCCUCAGAUGAGGACUCCUACGUAGAGAUCACCCUCGACGUCCGGGAGGACUCCGUCGCGGUCCACAGCGUGAAGACAGCCGCCGGCGCCGACAUGGAGGACCCGGAGCUUGCCCUGCUGGCAAGGGGCCUGGAGAAGAAGACCAACUUGGGUUCCUCCGUCGUGAGAAACGCUUCGUCCCGAAUCCGGCAGGUGUCGCAAGAGCUCAAGCGCUUAGCUUCACUGACGACGCGGACCCAUCACGGCGCCGGCAGGUUUGACCGGAAUAAGUCCGCCGCCGCUCAGGCUCUGAAAGGGCUCAAGUUUAUCAGCAAGACCGACGGGGCCUCCGGCUGGGCCGCCGUCGAGAAGCGGUUCGACCAGCUCACUGCCUCCACCAGUGGGUUGCUCCCCCGGGCAAAGUUUGGUGAAUGCAUAGGUAUGAACAAGGAGUCGAAGGAAUUUGCCGACGAGCUAUUCGCUGCUCUAGCUAGGAGGAGAAACAUUAACUUUGAUUCCAUCAACAAGACACAGCUCCAAGAAUUCUGGGACCAAAUCUCAGAUCAGAGUUUCGACACCCGCCUUCAGACCUUCUUUGAUAUGGUUGACAAAGAUGCAGAUGGGGCAAUCACUGAAGAAGAAGUCAGAGAGAUCAUAAGCCUAAGUGCUUCUGCAAACAAGCUGUCAAAUAUCCAAAAACAAGCUGAUGAAUAUGCUGCCAUGAUUAUGGAGGAACUAGAUCCUAGCAACCUAGGAUACAUCAAGAUUGAGAAUUUGGAGAUGCUGCUAUUACAAGCUCCAAGCCAGACAGUGAGGGGGCAUGACAGCCGUAAUUUGAGCCAAAUGCUGAGCCAAAAACUGAAGCCGACGGUGGAGCCGAACCCUCUGAUCCGAUGGUACAGAGAUUUCAAGUACUUCAUGUUGGACAAUUGGCAGAGAGGUUGGGUGCUUCUACUGUGGAUUGGAGCUAUGGCUGGGCUGUUUGUUUGGAAAUACAUUCAGUACAAGAACAAAGCUGCUUAUGAUGUUAUGGGUGCCUGUGUUUGUAUGGCUAAAGGUGCUGCAGAAACACUUAAGCUGAACAUGGCUAUCAUUCUUUUACCUGUCUGUAGAAACACCAUUACCUGGCUGAGAAACAAGACCAAGUUAGGCAAGGCAGUCCCUUUUGAUGACAACCUCAACUUUCAUAAAGUGAUAGCAGUGGCUGUGGUGAUUGGGGUAGGAAUACACGCAAUAGCUCACUUGACGUGUGACUUCCCUAGGCUUCUGCACGCGAGCCGGGAGAAGUACGCUCCAAUGGAGCAGUUUUUUGGACAUCAGCCACAAAACUACUGGUGGUUUGUGAAGGGAGUGGAAGGGGUAACAGGGAUUAUUAUAGUGGUCUUGAUGGCUAUAGCUUUCACCUUGGCUACUCCAUGGUUUAGAAGGAACAGAGUGACCUUGCCAAAACCCUUUAACAAGAUUACUGGUUUCAAUGCCUUCUGGUAUUCCCACCACCUCUUUGUUAUUGUCUAUGCUCUCCUCAUUGUACAUGGUGUCAAGCUCUAUUUGACACAUAAGUGGUACAUGAAAACGACAUGGAUGUACUUGGCUAUUCCUGUGGUAAUUUAUGCUUGUGAAAGAUUGCUUAGGGCAUUCAGGUCUAGCAUUAAGCCUGUCAAGAUUCUCAAGGUGGCUGUCUAUCCUGGAAAUGUUUUAGCUCUUCAUAUGUCAAAGCCUCAGGGCUUCAGAUAUAGAAGUGGUCAAUACAUGUUUGUCAACUGUGCUGCAGUUUCUCCUUUUGAAUGGCACCCCUUUUCAAUUACAUCUGCCCCGGGAGAUGACUAUGUUAGUGUCCACAUUAGAACCCUUGGUGAUUGGACGAGACAGCUCAAAACUGUUUUCUCACAGGUAUGCCAGCCACCACCUAAUGGGAAAAGUGGACUCCUAAGAGCUGAUUACCCUCAAGGAGACAACAAUCCCAAUUUCCCGAAGGUGAUGAUUGAUGGACCGUACGGAGCACCAGCACAAGACUACAAGAAAUAUGAUGUGGUUCUGCUAGUAGGUCUAGGAAUAGGAGCAACCCCAAUGAUCAGCAUAGUAAAGGACAUUGUGAAUAACAUGCAGGCAGUGGAGGAAGAAGAGAGUGGGGUGGAGAAUGGGCAUGGAGUUGGCAGCAACAAUGGAGGGAGAAACUUCAAGACAAAAAAGGCGUACUUCUAUUGGGUAACGAGGGAGCAAGGGUCAUUUGACUGGUUCAAAGGGAUCAUGAAUGAAGUGGCUGAGAUGGACCAUAAAGGAGUCAUAGAGAUGCACAACUAUUGCACCAGUGUUUAUGAAGAAGGCGAUGCCCGCUCUGCCCUCAUCACUAUGCUCCAGUCCCUCCACCAUGCCAAGAGUGGCGUCGACAUCGUUUCUGGAACGCAUGUUAAGUCUCAUUUCGCCAAGCCUAACUGGCGCAACGUAUACAAACGUAUUACCCUCAACCACACCAAUGGCAAAGUUGGGGUUUUCUACUGUGGGGCACCAGCACUGACAAAAGAGCUAAGACAGCUAGCCUUGGAUUUUUCUAGAAAGACAUCCACCAAGUUUGAUUUCCACAAAGAAAAUUUUUGACCUAUUAAUUGCUUAAGUUAAGAAUAGAUUGCACAACUACUCCCAAUGUCUACUGUACAGAGGUUCUUGAUUAUUGAAUUCAUCAGUUUUGUAUGAAGUCGGAUUCUGCAAUUAUAUUUCAAAAGUGGCGGCCAUGCGUUGACAGUUAAACUGGCAAUGGAAAUCAUUUGACUUUUGAUGGGAGGACCCUUCAGCACUCAUGGAAGACUAGAAUAUUAGACUUAUCCAUAUGAACUCGACUAGAGCAUGAAGACCAGGGUGACGUCAAUGCAUAUAUCAUAUAUGUAUAUGUAUAUACACAUAUACAUACAUACAUAAAUGUAUGUCUGUAUCUAUGUAUGUACGUAUAUAGAAUUUGGUUCAAAUCACACAUUAUUUCAUCGGUCCUUUAAAAAAAAUUAUUUCAUAGGUGAAAAACUCUCCCUCCAUUGUAUUAUGUUGGAUUUUUUCCUUUUCGUUUGUCUAUUAAAUUUGUCUCAUAUCAUAUUUGGUAACAUUUGUGUGAUUAUAAUUCAUUCAUCCUUUAUUUAUAUUUUACCAAAUUAAUACUAAUUGCAUAACUCUACUUCUCCAGAGAAUUGUAUCACACCUAGGGAUGGACCGGGACCGGGCCGGGCCUAAACAAUACCGGGUCAGGACCGGGACGGGCCUGGGCAAUAAAUUAAAAAGAUAACGCAAUUGGGCCUAGUACUGGUCCAGGCCCGGCCGGGUCGGGCCUAUAAAACGAGCCCGAAGUCCGCCCUUAUAGCCUUCGGGCUGGGCCAGACCUAAACAGUACCGGGACCGGGUCUGGCCCGGGUCGGGCCGACCCGUUCCAUUCCAUCCCUAAUCACACCCUCUUGCAAUUUUAGGGGAAAGAGUAGUAAGAACUAAUACUACACACUAGUAUUAGUCCAGACCUG